AUGACUACAUCAAAUCCUUCACCAACAUCCGCCUCUUCCAUCAUCGCUGCAACGGCCCUGGAUGCGCGCACAAACACCACAACCCCAGACGGCCCUUGUCGCCAGGCAUGCCCUGACCCCCUCGUCCCCAUAUUGUCUCAACACCCCAAGGCGCGUGGUUUCAUGGCCGUUUGGCCAGGGAAACCUAGUCUAACCCCAAUCGUUCCAUCGUCACCCAGCCUGACAAGAAAAGCGCGCCGCACAGACACCCCAGGCGUGACUUGUCGACGCGGAGCCGGUAGGUACACCGCAUCCAGCACACUACUACCACUACUACUACCUUUGUUCGCCCGUCGCCCUCGUGGCACGCUAUCAGCCCUCGCCGGAACGGACCCCAUUUAUUGUGGCGAUGCCAACUCUUGCUGUGCUGUCAUCCACCGUCAGCCUGAGACUCUUGUCGACUGA
Molecule: messenger RNA, 444 nt
Organism: Bipolaris zeicola 26-R-13
Lineage: Eukaryota; Fungi; Ascomycota; Dothideomycetes; Pleosporales; Pleosporaceae
Exons: 1
Coding region: 1-444 (147 amino acids)
Source: RefSeq, a predicted model, not a curated record